Aedes aegypti (yellow fever mosquito) is the source of this 1687-nucleotide messenger RNA. Its product is annotated as BTB/POZ domain-containing protein KCTD9. Gene Ontology annotation, biological process: protein homooligomerization. Gene Ontology annotation, molecular function: protein binding. The record is from RefSeq and is a predicted model, not a curated record. The coding region runs from base 190 to 1296 and encodes 368 amino acids. Lineage: Eukaryota; Metazoa; Arthropoda; Insecta; Diptera; Culicidae. The transcript has 2 exons.
AAAAAAAUACAUUAAAAAAAUGUAAAAGUGAUACCAGAAGAAGAUCGCAAAACAAAAUUUUGCAUAACUUUUAGGAAAAUAACCGAAAAUCAGCUCAAAAAUACUUAAAUUUCCUUAAAUUAAAAGUUGUGCUGUGCCGCUAAGUGUUCGAAAACAGUUUUCACUAAAGCAAGUAGCUAGAAACGGAUUAUGAGCUCAAAGAAAAGUCCAUCCCCUUCGGCUGGGAAUCGAUCGGUCGAUGACUGCCUUCCUUCCACCUCGGGUAAAAAGCAAAAUUCCUCGUCAUCAUCUCCUGUCGAGGACAACAGCAGCAGCGGUAGCAGUAAAUCUAGCAUUAAUACUAGCGUCGAAAAACGAUCCACCCCAGUGGAACCAACCCCUUCCAAAUGGAUAAGUUUGAACGUUGGCGGAAAAGUUUUCACCACGACCCUGAGCACUCUCCUGAACAAGGAACCAAGCAGUAUGCUGGCCCGGAUGUUUGCCCAGGAAGACGCAAUGUGUCCCAGCGAUAAAGAUGCUCAAGGGGCCUAUCUCAUAGAUCGAAGCUCACAGUACUUCGAACCGAUUCUGAACUACCUCCGUCACGGGCAGUUGAUAUUCGAUGGACAUUUGAGCCCGGAAGGAAUUCUGGAGGAAGCCAAAUUUUUCGGCAUUGAAGGUUUGAUUCCGCAGCUGGAAAGUUUGGUUCAGCAGCAGCAGGCGGCCAAUAUGGAGGACCUUCCCUUGACCCGACGAGAUGUCAUCAGCGCCCUGAUCAAGACUUCCCACAUGACGGAACUCCGCUUCCAGGGGGUGAAUCUGGCUGGUGCCGACUUGAGAAAGUUGGAUUUGCGUCACAUAAAUUUCAAAUAUGCCUGCCUUCAGCGGUGUAACCUUUCACUGGCCAAUUUGAACUACUGUUGCCUGGAACGGGCGGAUCUUAGCUUUGCCAACCUGGAAGGGGCUCAGCUGCUGUCCGUGAAGGGACUUUGUGCUAACAUGGAGGGAGCCAAUCUGCAGGGGUGUAACUUCGAGGAUCCAUCUGGGGUGCGGAGUAAUCUGGAAGGGGUCAAUUUGAAGGGUGCUUGCCUGGAGAACAGCAACAUGGCUGGCGUGAAUUUGCGAGUGGCCAACCUGAGGAACGCCAAUUUGAAGAACUGCAAUCUGAGGGCAGCAGUGCUGGCUGGGGCAGAUUUGGAGCGGUGCAAUUUAUCUGGAAGCGACCUACAGGAAGCUAAUUUACGCGGGGCCAACUUUAAGGACGCUCAACUGGAGUUAAUGCUGACUCCGUUGCACAUGUCUCAAGCCAUACGAUAAGCUGUAUCACCACGAAUCUGCUGUAGGGCUUUAAUACUUGAUGAUUCGGAUAUUUAAGUUUUCGGGUGAUUCAUACAGAUUCUCACGCGCUAUGAAAUUCUGUUAUUGUAUAAGGCUAGUAAAAUAUCACGCCGACUGAUUGCACGUGGAUCGAACAUUUUUUCUAUUUUGUAACGGAAUCGUUCUUCCGUUUGAUAUGAUCAGCUUCGCCGGUCUCGUAACAACUGCAGUGUUUGAUAUACAGGUAUGGGCUUAAUAUUUAUUAACAUGUUUCCGAUGCAAUAAUUGAAAUCAGCCUCAUAUAAGUGUGGCAAUACGAUAAUAGACAACACUAUUAUAAUUAAAAAACUAAGAAUAAUUAACAACAAAUAAAUGGGAAAACAUAAUCGAA